AUGUCGUCUUCCAAAAGUUCAGCACCUCAGACGGGUCCCGUUUAUCGUAUUCCACCAUAUUAUUAUAUUCAUGUGUUGGAUCAAAAUACCAAUGUAUCACGAUUGGAAUUGGGACCAAAAACAUUUAUUAAACAAGAUAAUGAAACAGUUACCAUUGGACCGGAGAAAAUGAUCACUGUACCACCAAGACACUACUGUGUUGUUGAAAAUCCUGUGGUGAAAAAUGAAGCUGGAGUAGUACAGUUUGACCAAAAUGGCCAAGCAAGAUUAUCACAUGCCGAUUUAGAUAUAAGACUUGAAAAAGAUUAUAAAGAACCAUUUCCCUUGUAUCCUGGUGAAAUUUUAAGACAGCCUGUUACACCGUUGAAACAUGUUGUGGCUAAUUCCGCAUUAAGAUUAAAAGCUGUUUUGGAUUUUGAUGAUAAUGGAGAGCAACGAAAAGCAGGAGAUGAAUGGCUAUUUGAAGGACCAGGAACUUACACACCACGCAAAGAAGUAUCUGUUGAAGAACAAAUUCGUGCUACUGUGAUUGGUACAAAUCAAGCAAUACGUUUAAGUGCUAAAAAAGAAAUAAUUGAUCGAAUGGGUCAACGUCGUGUAACCGGUGAAAACUGGUUAGUUAAAAAAUCGGGUGCCUAUUUACCAUUGGCUUAUGAAACAGUGGUCAACGUUGAAAAUGCUUACGUUCUAACAGAUAAAAGAGCUUUGCAUCUACGUGCACUAAAAACAUUCACAGAUGAUUUCGGUCAACAACGAAAAAAUGGUGACGAAUGGUUAUUGACAACAGAACAAACUGAAACACAUAUUCUAAAUGUUUAUGAAGAACUUGUAGCCAAUGUUGAUGUAACAACGCUCAAUUCACGACAAUAUUGUGUCAUUUUAAAUCCAGUUUCAGCUGAUGGUAAAAAUCAGUUGGGUAAAAAGAAAUUAGUUGUUGGCGAAAAAUCAUUUUUUCUACAACCUGGUGAACGAUUAGAAAAAGGAAUUCAAGAUGUAUACAUAUUGGGCGAAGACGAAGGUGUUAUAUUGAAAUGUAUUGAAUCAUUCGAUGACGACGAAAAAGAUCAAGGGCCACGUAUGCCAGGUGACAGAUGGAUGAUAAGAGGACCAAGAGAAUAUAUACCACCAACACAAGUCGAAGUACUACUGAGAAGAAAAGCAAUACCUUUAGAUGAAAAUGAAGGUAUCUAUGUUCGUGAUAUUAAAAGCGGUCGUGUUCGAGCGGUCGUUGGUCAAACGUACAUGUUAACGCAAGAUGAAGAACUGUGGGAUAAAGAAUUACCACCACAAGUUGAACAGUUACUAUUAAGAGAUCCAUUAGCCGACAGAAAUGUUAAAGUAAAAGAUUCAGAUAGCAAAACAACUUCGUCAGCAUCACAAUCAUCAAAACGUGAUAAAUCCAAAGUAGUUACAUAUCGUGUUCCACAUAAUGCAGCCGUACAAGUCUACGAUUACAAAGCAAAACAUUCGAGAAUUGUUUUUGGACCUGAAUUAGUCAUGUUGGGACCUGAUGAACAUUUCACAUUAAUCAAUCUCUCUGGAUCUACUCCAAAAAAACCAAAUCAAAUCAAAUCAUUGGCAUUACUAUUGGGCCCAGAUUUUUUUACCGAUGUCAUCGUUAUUGAAACAGCUGAUCAUGCUAGACUAUCACUUCAGUUAUCUUACAAUUGGUUCUUCGAUAUCAAUGAUCGUACCGAUGAGAAAGAAGGGGCAAAAUUAUUUAGUGUACCUGAUUUUGUUGGUGAUGCCGCUAAAGCUAUUGCUAGCCGAAUUCGUGGUGCAGUUGCUGGUGUUCAGUUUGACGAUUUUCAUAAAAACUCAGCCAAUAUCAUUCGUGCUAGUGUAUUUGGUUUAGAAGUUAUACCGGAAACAACAGCAUCCACUGAUAAACAAUCAGUGCCUCAGACCCGUGUUCGUGAUCGUUUUGUAUUUCCACAAAAUAACUUAGUUAUAACAUCCAUCGAUAUCCAGUCAGCUGAACCGGUCGAUCAACGCACUCGAGAUGCGUUGCAGAAGAGUGUACAAUUAGCCAUUGAAAUAACCACAAUGAGUCAGGAAGCGAGUGCUAAACAUGAAGCUUCAAGACGUGAACAAGAAGCAAAAGGCUUAUUGGAACGUCAACGAAUUAAAGAUGAAGCGGGAGCCGAAGAAGUUCGUAAAGCUCUUUUGGAAUUACAAGCGCUGUCCGCUGCCGUUGAGAGCACUGGUCAAGCCAAAGCCGAAGCUCAGAGUCGUGCAGAAUCAACACGUAUUGAAGGCGAAGCAGCCGUUGAACAAGCACGUUUAAAAGCUGAGGCAACGAAAAUUGAAGCCGAAGCCGAAUUAGAACGUUUGAAAUUAGCACGUGAAGCAGAAAUUAAAUUUUUGCGAGAAUCUAAUGAGCUUGAAAUAAAUAAAAAACAAAACAUCUCAAAAAUAGAAAUUGAGAAAUUUCAACUACAAGUAGAAGCCAUUGGUGCAGAUACAAUCCAAGCUAUUGCCACAUCGGGCCCAGAAACACAAGUAAAACUGUUACAAGCACUUGGCUUACAAUCAACAUUAAUUACAGAUGGUCGUAGUCCAAUAAAUCUCAUGGGUUUUGGUCAAAGUUUAUUAGGUGGUGGAGCUGGUGCUCUUUAA
Didymodactylos carnosus is the source of this 2619-nucleotide messenger RNA. The record is from the annotation of a GenBank genome assembly. Lineage: Eukaryota; Metazoa; Rotifera; Eurotatoria; Philodinida; Philodinidae.